Messenger RNA from Trachymyrmex cornetzi, 2301 nucleotides. Its product is annotated as ATP-dependent RNA helicase DDX24. The coding region runs from base 85 to 2301 and encodes 738 amino acids. The record is from RefSeq and is a predicted model, not a curated record. The transcript has 10 exons. Gene Ontology annotation, molecular function: RNA helicase activity; nucleic acid binding; ATP binding. Lineage: Eukaryota; Metazoa; Arthropoda; Insecta; Hymenoptera; Formicidae.
GAUCAUAUGCAAAUAAUUAUUUAACAAGAUAUGCAGUGAAUAAUUCCGUCAAUAUAUGUACAUAGGAAUAAAUAUUUUGCAAUCAUGACGAAAAGUAAACGAGUUAGCGAUAAUGGUUGGAAACCUGUAACGUUAGAAGGUUCCUUAUUGUCCAACGAUAUAGAAGGAUUAAUUGGAAUAGAGGAAUUGACGGAUUACAACUUAGAGCGGAGUAGUAAAAAAGGCAAAGUUAUAACAACAAGAGUAAAAUCUACUGAGGAAAAGAAAUCAGUAUCAAAGCGCAAGUGUCCAAAGGAACAGGAAGAGACUGAUAUCAACAACAUUGAGCCUUCUACAAAGAAAUCGAAGAUAAAGAAAGCUGAAGUAAAACGCCCAAAGAUAAAGAAUGAGAAAAUAAAGCCAGCAAAUUUUAAAAUCACUGAUCAACAAACUGAUUCUGACAGUGACAGUGAUUCGUACUGUGAUAUAGACAGUGAUAAAAAUUUGGCCAAGAUUAAUGCUGAAGCAUGGCGCUCUAUGGGUGUUCCUACUGCUGUAAUAAAAGCUUUAGCUGAUCAGAAUUUUCAUUCUCCUACCAUGAUACAAACACGGACAUUGCCAGCUGCUAUAUUAGGUCGCAGAGAUAUAUUAGGUGCUGCUGAAACUGGUAGCGGCAAGACAUUAGCAUUUGGAAUUCCAAUUAUAAAAGGUAUUUUGGAUUUGAAGAACCAGAAUAAAGAUCAAAAUUGUCCUGAAAAAGGUACUGAAGAGUCUGAUUCAGAAAAUAUAGUCUUAUCGGAAUUGGAGAAUUAUGUGAAUAUUGUAAAUGAUACAAAGCUUCAUGAUUGUCAUAAUAUUCCAACCAAACCCUUGUAUGCACUAAUCUUGACACCAACUCGUGAAUUAGCAAUUCAAAUAAGAAACCAUCUUACUCAGGCAGCAAAGUAUACAGAUGUUAAAAUAGCUGUUGUCCUUGGAGGUAUGGCAGCAGUGAAACAAGAAAGGAUGUUAAACAAGGGACCUGAAAUUGUCAUUGCUACACCUGGAAGACUGUGGGAAUUAAUUCAAGAAGGCAACUCUCAUCUAAGUCAAAUAGAUUCCAUCAGAUAUUUAGCUAUUGAUGAGACAGAUAGAAUGAUGGAAAAGGGUCAUUUUCAAGAAUUACAUGAUCUAUUGGAAAAAAUGAAUGCAAACCCAGCGAAAAUGCAGAAACGACAGACAUUUGUUUUUUCGGCUACAUUGACUAUGGUACACGAUCUCCCGGAUUACCUUGAUAGAAAAAAGAAACGUUAUGUCAGGAGUAAAAUAUGUAAACUUACAUCCAAUCAAAAAUUGCAAAAAAUUAUACAGUUAUUAAAAAUAAAAAAUCCUAAAGUCGUUGAUCUGACAAAAGAAUCAGGUAUUGUCGAUAACUUAACGGAAUGUCGAAUAGCAUGCACAAUUGACCACAAGGAUUAUUAUCUUUAUUAUUUCUUAAAAAGACAUAACGGAAGGACGUUAGUAUUUUGUAACAGCAUUGGAUGCGUAAAAAGAUUGGCCACUCUUUUCAAUAUACUUGAAUGCAAGCCUUUACCUCUGCACGCCAAUAUGCAGCAACGGCAACGCUUAAAAAAUCUUGAAAGAUUUCAAGCUGAUGAGAAUGGAUUAUUAAUAGCCACAGACGUAGCUGCGCGAGGUUUAGAUAUACCUAGUAUAGAGCAUGUGAUACAUUAUCAGGUUCCUAGGACAGCUGAGAAUUAUGUACAUAGAAGCGGUAGAACGGCGAGAGCACAAAAGGAAGGUAUCACGGUUUUAAUGAUGGAACCUUCUGAAAAACAGAAUUACAUCAAAUUAUGCAAAACUCUCGGACGCACGGAUGAUUUGCCUAUAUUUCCGGUGGUAGACAGAAUACUAAUCACCAUAAAAGAAAGAGUGAACGUCGCUCGUGAUAUCGAUAAGCUAGAAUUGAAAUAUCGUCGACAGAACAAUCAGAAAAGUUGGUUACAAAAAGCAGUGGAGGACAUGGAAAUGAUUUUGGACGAGGAGGACGAUGAUGAAUCGUCGACGGAAUCAGAAGAAGCAGCAGCGUUGAGACGGCAAUUAAAGGCAAAAAAAAAUCAAUUGCGAUCUUUAUUAUCAAAGCCAGUAUUCCCGAAAGGAUUCUCGGGAAAAUAUCUUGAUACUAAUUUGAACGUAGAUGUAACUCAGGAUGCACAAAAGGCUAUCGAAGUAAUGAAAAAAGUAAUAGAAAAUAAUACUGAUAAAAGUAAAGAUAGCAAUGCCACAUCUCAGAAAAGACAACACACGCAAAAAUUAAGAUCUAAAAAGUUAAAAAAGACAUAA